AUGGCACCGUCAGAGGAGUCCAUUCUGAGCAACUUCUUGCUCUCCCCUGCUCCAUUGCCCACAGUCAUGUCGCUGCAGAAAUUCACCGAGCUCUUCCCGAAGCGUCUGCAGUCUCAUCCGCACAUCCGGGCGUUGUACCGGGAGCUGCAGCAAGUCCGGGAACAUGACAUGGACCGAGUCAAUGAGAACAUUGACGAAGAACUCAAACAAGGCGAGAAGCAAAAGGCUGAGCUCCGCAAGGCCAGUGCAGCUGCGGGCGUGGACCUCUCCAAUAAGGACGAGCAGCGCGAGCUGGACAUGGAUCUUCAUUUGUUCGGUCAGGCCUCUGCUGGUGCCGGUACCGAGGAUGUCCAUUCUGUGGCAAGUCUGCUGGCCGAGAUGGAGACGGCCUGUGCCACUAUCGAGCGCGAGAUUGCCACAGUUGACCAAGAAGCGACGGCCAUUCUGGGGCAGAUCAACACGACUGUUGGUGACAUGAGCGAUCUUCGCUAUGGCAAGCUGCAGGGCCCGGCUGGUACUGCUGACAGCAUGGCCGAUGAAACGAUCAAAGGCCUGCAGAAUCUCGAGGAUGCUUGCUAUCGAAAUAGCACAUAG
Molecule: messenger RNA, 594 nt
Organism: Penicillium alfredii
Lineage: Eukaryota; Fungi; Ascomycota; Eurotiomycetes; Eurotiales; Aspergillaceae
Product: Cnl2/NKP2 family protein
Exons: 1
Coding region: 1-594 (197 amino acids)
Biological process (GO): chromosome segregation
Cellular component (GO): kinetochore; Mis6-Sim4 complex
Source: RefSeq, a predicted model, not a curated record